AGCAUCAUGUACCCAGGCAGACAUCAGGAAAGCCAAGAUGUGCACAGACAACCUCAAGAAUGCAUUUCACACAAACAGUUCCGCUCACUCACUCAUCAGCCAGAUAGAUGAGAACAAGGUUAUUAGUGCCUGUGGAAACGGCGACCUUCUGACGGCCAUCAACUGUAUCGAGAGAGUGGUGGAACAAUGCAAGCACGCCAACACGGACACGGCCCACUACUUUCUGGGGAUGGUUGACGUGGAGAAAGCCAGGAGAACCGUUAAUUUUUUCUGUACUAACGUCAAAGUGUACACAGCCAACGCUAAAUGUAUCGCUGACAAUCACAAUGAACAGAACAGUUGUGCCGCGGAGGCCAAGAAGAACUUUGACACUCAAGCCAAGGCAACUAAAAACAUGGAUGUUUUGAUGAGAUUUCAGUGCAUAUUCUUCCAUGAGGUGGUCAAGUGUGUAGACAAAGUACUGACCCAGAAAUGUUCAAAUGAGGCAGCAGACAUUGUCAAGACUGUCCUUGUAGGAUUCGAACCUCCUGUCUGUAGCACCAUCUCCGGGGGAAGUACAGCAGAAAGAGCGGGAACUUAUGAUGUGCAAAGUGAUGCCAGAUACGAUAACAGAAACCAGGCAUCAAGUUGCCAGUUGAAAUUAAAUGUGUUGCUUGUUCUAUGUUCUUUAAUCUCAGCACUAAAAUUUUUGAUGUUUUAA
Molecule: messenger RNA, 700 nt
Organism: Candidula unifasciata
Lineage: Eukaryota; Metazoa; Mollusca; Gastropoda; Stylommatophora; Geomitridae
Source: the annotation of a GenBank genome assembly